This is a messenger RNA of Alosa alosa (allis shad), 1195 nucleotides long. RefSeq names its product tripartite motif-containing protein 16-like. Lineage: Eukaryota; Metazoa; Chordata; Actinopteri; Clupeiformes; Clupeidae. The record is from RefSeq and is a predicted model, not a curated record. Gene Ontology annotation, molecular function: protein binding. The transcript is spliced from 4 exons.
AUGGCUCACGUGUCUUUGUGUGUCUCGUAUCAGAGUUCUGCACAGACAGCAGUGGAGGACAGUGAGAGGAUCUUUACUGAGAUGAUCCGCUCCAUUGAGAGAAGGCGCUCUGAGGUGACAGAGCUGAUCAGAGCUCAGGAGAAGGCUGAGGUGAGUCGGGCUGAAGAACAUCUGAAGCAACUGGAGUAGGAGAUUGCUGAGCUGAAGAGGAGAGAUGCUGAGCUGGAGCAGCUUUCACACACAGAGGACCACAUCCAUUUCCUCAAGAAAUUCCAGUCAGUGAGCAACACAGCUGAGACUAAACACGUGUCCAGUACCUGUGUUAACCAAAGCCUUUCUUUUGAGGCUGUGGAGAAAUCUGUCUCCUCACUAAAGGGGCAGCUGGAGGAUUUCUGCAAAGAGGAAUUCAUGAAGAUAUCUGCAGCAGUGACUGAAGUCCAGACUAUUUUGCUUUCUGAACCCUCAACCAGAGAGGAAUUCCUACAAUAUUCCUGUGACUUCACAUUGGAUCCCAACACAGCUAAUAGAAACCUCCAUCUGUCUGAGGGGAACAGGAGGGUGGAGUGGAGAGAUGAGCUCCAGUCAUAUGCUGAUCAUCCAGAGAGAUUUGAUAUGAUCCAACAGGUGCUGUGUAGAGAGGGUGUGUCUGGACGUUGCUACUGGGAGGUGGAGUGGAGAGGAAAGGAUGGUAUCGAGAUAGCAGUCUCAUAUAAAAGCAUCAGCAGGAUAGGAGGGGGUGCUGAGUGUGUGUUUGGAUGUAAUGAUCAGUCCUGGAGUCUGAUCCUCCGCAGCUCCAGCUGUUCUUUCUGGCACAAUAGUAAACGGACUGAACUCCCUCUAGUGGCCAGCUCCAGAAUAGGAGUGUAUGUAGAUCACAGGACAGGAACUCUGGCCUUCUAUAGCAUCUCUGACACAAAGAUCCUCCUGCACAGAGUCCAGACCAAAUUCACUCAUAAACUUUAUCCUGGAUUUUGGGUAGGUGAAGGAUCAUCAGUGAAGCUGUUGUGAGUAUUCUCAGUUGGGUAUUGGUCUGGUAUGAGCCAGGCUAGGACCCUGCUGCAGUAGGAGGCAUUAGUGUUUCAGCUUUGGGAACUGGGGUCAGACUCCUCACAAACACAUUGAGGAGAAGGAAGGGUACGUAGUGUAGUGCAACAUAAAAGUCCAAAUUCAGUAAAAUGGUCAGUAGGGUUUUGUA